GGGAAACAAACGAGCCAAAGCACCCCAGAUCUCGGGGGGUUUGGCGCAUACAACCCUUGUCAGCUUACCCCGGAGUCUGGGUCUUUGAACGGCAUGCCCUGCGAGAGUCACUUUGUAAACCAUGCCGCGCCAAGUAGGACGUCGUGAGACGAGCCGACACUCCAAAUGAUUAAAAAGAGCAUCGAACCCCAACCGGUCGAUUGAGGCUUUCGUCUAUCAUCAAGGCCCAAUUCUGCUUCUUCUAGACUUCCCUUGGAUACCUCCAUAUCGUAGGUCAGCAACAGCAACUCGACGACUAUCAAGAACGUCAACAACAAGAACAACAUCACCAGCAUAACAGCAUCAACAGACAUGGGUGGUGUAGGCGCUGCUGGAUCGGGUGCCGCUGAUCCCAUCAUCACCCGUCUCGCCAACGAGGACAGGGUCCGAUGGUACAAGAAGCCGAACCUGCGAUUCCUCUACUUCAUGCUCUUUCCAACAUGUAUGGGCAUCGAGUUGACCUCCGGCUUUGACUCGCAGAUGAUCAAUGCCCUGCAGAUCGUGCCUUCGUGGGUUACGUUUUUCCAUGAUCCCAAAGAUGCGCUUAAAGGAAUUAUAGCUGCGGCCUACUCGCUCGGCGCCAUCGUUUCGCUCCCGUUUAUCGGCGUGGUUAAUGACAAGUUCGGCCGCCGCUGGUCUAUCAUGGGCGGUUCCAUUAUCAUGGUCAUCGGGGCCUUGAUCCAAGGCUUCUCCGUCAACGCUGGGAUGUACAUCGUAGCUCGUCUGAUUCUCGGAUUCGGCAUCCCUACGUGCAUUGUAUCCGCCUCCUCCCUGAUCGGCGAACUGGCGUAUCCGAGGGAGCGACCGGUUCUUACAUCGCUCUUCAACGUGUCGUAUUUCGUUGGCCAGAUUACCGCGGCCGCCAUUUGCUUCGGCACGAACAAUAUCGUCACCAACAUGGCGUGGAGGAUUCCUUCCUGGCUGCAGAUGUGUCCGUCGCUGCUUCAGAUUGCCUUUGUCUUUUUCAUCCCCGAAUCUCCCCGUUGGUUGGUCCAACAGGACAGAGUGGAAGAGGCCUACGAUAUCCUCGCUAAGUACCAUGCCGAGGGCGACCGCGAGUCCGAGUUCGUCAAGGCUGAGUUCGCUCAGAUCCAGGCGACUAUCACCAUUGAACUCGAGCAUUCUAAGAAGUCGUGGGGUGACUUGAUCGCUACGGCGGGGAUGCGUCGACGCAUGUUGAUUAGCUGCAUGCUCGGUCUCUUCACCCAAUGGUCCGGCAACACUCUUAUCUCCUACUACCUCGGCGACCUCCUCGGUAUGAUCGGCAAGAACGACUCGAUCUUCAAGCAGCAGAUCAACGUCGCAAACUCGUGCUGGCAACUGGUCUGCGGCACUUUUGUCGCCUUCCUCGUCACCAGGUUCAAGCGGCGCCACAUGUACCUCGCCUGCACCAUGUCGCUGCUGUGCGUGUACAUCGCCUGGACGAUCAGCAUGGAGCGCGCCAUCGUCGGCAAGGAGUCUGGCCACCCGAACAAUGCGGCGAACGUCGCGACUAUCUUCUGGAUCUUCGCGUACUCACCUUGCUACAAUAUCGGGUAUAAUGCCUUGACUUACACUUACAUGGUCGAGCUCUGGCCGUUCGCCGAGCGGUCCCGCGGCAUCGCAUUCUUCCAGCUCUUCGGCCGCCUCGCCGGCUUCUUCACCACCUUCGUCAACCCAAUUGGACUGGCGAACGUCGGUUGGCGGUACCUCAUCUCGUACUGCUGCUUCCUGUCGUUCGAGAUCGUAUUCAUAUACUUCAUGUUCCCUGAGACGUUUGGUAGGACGCUGGAGGAAUUGGCUUUCUUAUUCGAGGACAAGGCACUUGCCGAUGAAGCUGCCCACGCUGUCGAGAAAGUGGUCGCGCACCACGUGGAGCCCGUUACAAGUACCUCGGAAGGGAAGCGAGAAGGGAUUUAG
Hypoxylon fragiforme is the source of this 1938-nucleotide messenger RNA. RefSeq names its product general substrate transporter. Lineage: Eukaryota; Fungi; Ascomycota; Sordariomycetes; Xylariales; Hypoxylaceae. Gene Ontology annotation, molecular function: carbohydrate:proton symporter activity. Gene Ontology annotation, cellular component: membrane. The transcript has 7 exons. The coding region runs from base 352 to 1938 and encodes 528 amino acids. Gene Ontology annotation, biological process: carbohydrate transport; transmembrane transport. The record is from RefSeq and is a predicted model, not a curated record.